Myxocyprinus asiaticus (Chinese sucker) is the source of this 846-nucleotide messenger RNA. RefSeq names its product heat shock protein 30-like. Gene Ontology annotation, molecular function: protein folding chaperone. The transcript has a single exon. The coding region runs from base 71 to 724 and encodes 217 amino acids. Gene Ontology annotation, biological process: protein refolding; response to heat. The record is from RefSeq and is a predicted model, not a curated record. NCBI's taxonomy places the organism in Eukaryota, Metazoa, Chordata, Actinopteri, Cypriniformes, Catostomidae.
ACCAAGCCCUCAAGACAACACUAUUGCCUCUAGAAGCUUUUUUGAUAUCCCAGACAAACAGAAGACAGAAAUGUCCCACAAACAGAGCUUCUUCAUGGAUGACCCUUUCUUUUCAAACUCUCAUUUUUUGUGGCCCAGGCACAGCAUGCCUCUUUCCACUGUCAGAGAGGACUUCCUCCACUGUAGAGCCCAGCUAAUACAGAGUCUCAGGAAUAAGAUCCGAGACAGCUUGCUGAAUGAACUCAGUGAAGACCUUCACAGAAAGUUCUUCCAGAGUCUGGAUGAUCAGCGUUCCUCCAUGUUCUCCAGACUCGUCAACACAGAGACAGAGCAGAACAAGCAGCGAGACCUGUCACUUACCGUGGACACUCAAGAUUUGACUCCAGAGGAUGUCACUGUGACACUAUCUGGGAGGAAGUUGGAGGUUAUGGCAGCAAAGCGGGCAGAGUCAGACGCUUCCUCAUCACCUAAUAGUGCCAAUCACACCAAAGACUCCCAGACACAAGCAUUUGUUCCGGCUGUGGAGAUUCCUGAUCAACUAAAUCCAGCCACCUUGACCUGCUCACUUGGAGAAGAUGGACUCCUGCAUAUUGAGUCACCGGAGUCCAAAGAUGAGUCUUCAGAGGAGUGUACCAUUCCAAUUCGCUUCAGAACAUCUCUGAAUUUCCCCAUCAACAAAGACAGCACAAACAAAAAGGAGGAUGGUGCUGAGAAAUCAGACUAGAACACAAACUGGUGGUGCAUGAUGCAAUGUACAAUUGUUUUAUUAAUCCAGUGGAUGUGCUUGCUGUAACUAAAUUCUUUGUUCUAAAAUCAUUUUAAUAAAAAAUGGGAAUUGGUAUAUGA